Messenger RNA from Mollisia scopiformis, 950 nucleotides. RefSeq names its product Thioesterase/thiol ester dehydrase-isomerase. Gene Ontology annotation, molecular function: fatty acyl-CoA hydrolase activity. Bases 256 to 729 code for a protein of 157 amino acids. The transcript has a single exon. NCBI's taxonomy places the organism in Eukaryota, Fungi, Ascomycota, Leotiomycetes, Helotiales, Mollisiaceae. The record is from RefSeq and is a predicted model, not a curated record.
GAAACACCGACAACUCAAAAAGCCACCCACUUACAGCGGCACCUCGGGACGUCUGCCAAGACUGCCCGUACACCUCUUCGGAUCGUAAAGAAUUCUCGCAUUCGUCCGAUUUGGCGUUGAGCCAACUCUUGGUGCUAGCAAGGCUAUCGUCCAAUCUCCAGGAAUAGGUAUUUUUGACAGCCUCUUGCCUCCUGCUGACGACGACCUUCUUCUCCGCGUCAACCUUGAUUAGGCAACUAUUCUGCAAACCUCGCAAUGGCUUCUACUUCCGAAUUGGAGCACGUCAAAGGUGUCUGGGAGCGAAUGAGAGGCAACUCUCCUAUUUACGACUUUCUCUUGUCCGAGGUUGAGAUAAUAUCUGCUGCGAAAGGGACCGUCACCGCUCAGCUCACGCUUGGAAAGAAUCAUGUCAAUUCUAGAGGCACGAUACAUGGAGCUGUCAGUGCGGCAUUAGUGGACUGGAGCGGUGGUCUAGCUAUAGCAACUCAUGGACUUGAGAAGACCGGUGCCUCGAUCGAUAUACAUGUUACAUACAUUGGGACUGCGCAGGUGGGAGAGACGAUUCACAUCGAGUCCAUUGCAAACAAGGUUGGGAGAUCAGUAGCAUUUACUACGAUCCAGAUAUCCAAACUGGUUGAUGGCAAGCCUGGUCCCAUGGUUGCUACUGCUUCGCACACGAAGUAUAUCUCUCAACCAGCUCCUAAGGAUGGAAAAGACUCGAAACCUUAGAUGAUAUAUACACGCAAUCUUCUUUGCGUCUGGCAUAUUGCUCACUCACUGUGAAUGCUGGACUCACUCGGAUAGCGAAGACCAAUUGUCCUCUGCUUCAAGCUUUAGAUACCUGCCCGUUCUUGACCAUGGAGGCGCUGGUAAUUGUGGCGGACUACAUAAAGAAUAGACAUAGACUAGACAUAGACCAAGACUUCAACGAAUCAAGAAGUCAGAAAUUG